AUGCAAACAACAAACGGAUUUAAGGAUCUGGAUUCUUUCCAUUACGAUGAUAAAGAUUUGACUACAGACACUAAACAUUGGGAUGACAAGGAGUAUCAUCUCAGUGAGUUUGACAAACUGCUGAGAGGAAAGUGGGAUGAAUGUAUGAAGAAUGGACACUUUAGGUAUCACCUGGACAAGGUGGAAACUAAAAUCAUUCCAGGGGAGAAAAGAUAUGUAGCUCAGCUUAAUGUCAAAAGGGCCACAGAGCGAAGGAAACCCCAAGAGAUCACCAUCGUAAAUCAGCCAUUUAACCUUAACCUCUUCAAUUUUUCCCGUAUAAAGCCUGAUGAGGUGUUGUUCUUGUUGGAUAGAAAGACUGAAAGUCCUCCUGAUACAACAAGUGUGGAGGGGGAAAUGUGUGAUGAUACAGAGGAUGAUGCUGGUAAACAGUGUGUCAUACAGGAUAAACCACAGAAUCUGGUUAUAAUAAACAUUAGCCCUUUAGAGUAUGGCCAUGUCCUCCUAGUACCAGACGUUUACUCCUUCAAACCACAGAUGUUGACAGAGAGUGCAAUACAAUUAGCUAUGGAGACUCUUCUGUUAAGUGGACAUCAUGGCUUCCGUUUGGGGUUCAACAGUCUUUGUGCAUUUGCAUCCGUCAAUCAUCAACAUCUCCAUGCCUACUACCUGGAACAGGAAUUGUUUGUUGAAUCCUGUCCUGUGAAACACCUGAAGGGAAUCUUAUAUGAAUUGGAGGUGAUGCCAACAAAGGGAUUUGUGUUCCAGUUACAUGGAUCAACAAUAGAAGAAGUCUCUAGGGUGAUUUAUCUAGUGGCAGAUUACAUGCAGAGGUCUGAGGUAGCCCACAACCUGUUUAUAACCCGAGGCACUGUGUUUGGGGAAGACAAAACCAGUCGCAAUAGGACUGUCAGGUUAUUUCUGUGGCCAAGGAAAAAGUUUAUAGGUGUAAAGGAAGAGGCAUGUUUUAAUGUGGCCGUGGUAGAGCUAGCAGGACACCUACCAAUUAAAGUAUCUGAGUUGUAUGGAGGACUUACAGAAGAGUCUAUCAACGAUACCAUCCGGGAAGCACAGCUGGAUGAAGCAGAGUACCAAACCAUAAAGGACAAUGUUAUGAAGUUGUACACUCCAGCAAACAGCUCCAGUUAA
Messenger RNA from Ylistrum balloti, 1149 nucleotides. Its product is annotated as GDP-D-glucose phosphorylase 1-like. The record is from RefSeq and is a predicted model, not a curated record. The transcript is spliced from 12 exons. Gene Ontology annotation, cellular component: cytoplasm. Gene Ontology annotation, biological process: glucose metabolic process. Bases 1 to 1149 code for a protein of 382 amino acids. Gene Ontology annotation, molecular function: GDP-D-glucose phosphorylase activity. NCBI's taxonomy places the organism in Eukaryota, Metazoa, Mollusca, Bivalvia, Pectinida, Pectinidae.